Molecule: messenger RNA, 5429 nt
Organism: Trichosurus vulpecula (common brushtail)
Lineage: Eukaryota; Metazoa; Chordata; Mammalia; Diprotodontia; Phalangeridae
Gene: NAT10
Product: N-acetyltransferase 10
Exons: 28
Coding region: 220-3300 (1026 amino acids)
Biological process (GO): rRNA acetylation involved in maturation of SSU-rRNA
Cellular component (GO): 90S preribosome; nucleolus
Molecular function (GO): tRNA binding; 18S rRNA cytidine N-acetyltransferase activity; ATP binding
Source: RefSeq, a predicted model, not a curated record
GUUACCUGCGCGCGUCUGCUCACGAGGGCAGAGGAGGAGGCGCGGUCUGCGCGUUGUUGCUUUAGGCCGCCUCCGUGUUCACCUCUGCGGAGGGCUCGGGGUCUUCUUUCUCGUAGCGCCUGCGCACGUGCGGCUUGCUCCACGUGCUUCCUGUUCGUCUGCCCCAAGCGGAGUUCGCAGGGCUGGGCUGUAUUCGCCCGGAGAGUGCCCCCCUUCACCAUGCAGAGGAAGAAGGUGGACAACCGCAUCCGAGUCCUCAUUGAGAAUGGCGUGGCAGAGCGGCAGAGGUCCCUCUUUGUCCUGGUGGGGGACCGUGGGAAGGACCAGGUGGUCAUACUCCACCACAUGUUGUCUAAAGCAGCUGUGAGGGCCAGGCCAUCUGUGUUAUGGUGUUAUAAAAAGGAACUAGGUUUCAGCAGUCACCGCAAGAAGAGGAUGCGGCAAUUACAGAAGAAGAUAAAGAGCGGAACGCUGAACAUCAAGCAGGACGACCCCUUUGAGCUCUUUGUCGCGGCCACCAACAUCCGCUACUGCUACUACAACGAGACCCACAAGAUCCUGGGCAAUACCUUCGGCAUGUGCGUCCUGCAGGAUUUUGAAGCCCUCACCCCAAACCUGCUGGCAAGGACGGUGGAAACAGUGGAAGGGGGCGGUAUCAUUGUGAUCCUUCUGCGGACCAUGAAUUCCCUCAAACAGCUGUACACCAUGACCAUGGAUGUGCAUUCCCGCUACCGGACGGAGGCGCAUCAGGAUGUGGUGGGUCGGUUUAAUGAGAGGUUCAUCCUGUCCUUGGCCUCGUGUAAGAAUUGCAUCGUCAUCGAUGACCAGCUCAACAUCCUACCCAUUUCCAGCCACAUAGCCAACAUCCAGGCCCUGCCUCCAAAGACGCAGGACGAUGACCUUUCCCCCUCAGACCUGGAGCUGAAGGAACUGAAGGAAAGCCUGCAGGACACCCAGCCCGUGGGCGUGUUGGUGGACUGCUGCAAGACGCUGGACCAGGCCAAGGCUGUCCUGAAGUUCAUCGAGGGCAUCUCGGAGAAGACCCUGCGCAGCACGGUGGCGCUCACAGCUGCUCGAGGGCGAGGGAAGUCAGCCGCCCUGGGAUUGGCCAUUGCUGGGGCAGUGGCUUUUGGUUACUCCAACAUCUUUGUCACGUCCCCCAGCCCGGAUAACCUGCACACCCUGUUUGAGUUCAUCUUUAAAGGCUUCGACGCCCUUCAGUACCAGGAGCAUUUAGACUAUGAGAUCAUCCAGUCGCUGAAUCCCGAGUUUAACAAGGCGGUGAUCCGGGUGAACGUGUUCCGGGAGCACCGGCAGACCAUACAGUAUAUACACCCUGGAGAUGCAGUGAAGCUGGGACAGGCCGAGCUCGUUGUGAUUGAUGAAGCUGCCGCCAUCCCCCUGCCCUUGGUGAAAAGCCUGCUUGGACCCUACCUCGUGUUCAUGGCUUCCACCAUCAACGGCUAUGAGGGAACUGGCCGCUCGCUGUCCCUCAAGCUGAUCCAGCAGCUGCGGCAACAGAGUGCGCAGAGCCAGCUGAGCACCACGGCAGAGAACAAGGCCACCACCACUGCCCGGCUGGCCUCAGCUCGAACGCUGCACGAAGUUUCCCUCCAGGAAUCGAUCCGCUACGCACCUGGAGACCCUGUGGAGAAGUGGCUGAAUGACCUGCUAUGUCUUGACUGCCUGCACAUAACCAGGAUUGUCUCGGGCUGCCCGCUCCCUGAGGCCUGCGAGCUCUACUACGUGAACCGAGACACCCUCUUCUGUUACCACAAGGCCUCCGAAGCCUUCCUCCAGAGACUGAUGGCGCUCUAUGUGGCUUCUCACUACAAGAAUUCUCCCAAUGACCUUCAGAUGCUCUCCGAUGCCCCAGCUCACCAUCUCUUCUGUCUCCUGCCACCGGUCCCUCCUACCCAGAAUUCCUUGCCAGAAGUACUAGCUGUUGUCCAGGUCUGCCUUGAGGGGGAGAUCUCUCGACAGUCCAUCCUGAACAGCUUGUCUCGAGGGAAGAAGGCGUAUGGAGAUCUGAUUCCCUGGACCGUCUCUGAGCAGUUCCAAGACCCUGACUUUGGCAGCCUCUCUGGUGGAAGGAUCGUCCGCAUUGCCGUGCACCCAGAUUACCAAGGGAUGGGCUACGGCAGCCGGGCCCUGCAGCUGCUUCAGAUGUACUACGAGGGCCAGUUCCCCUGCUUGGAGGAGAAGGUCGUCCAGAAGUCGCAAGAAAUCAACACCGUGAGCAGCGAGGCUGUCAGCUUGUUGGAAGAGGCUGUGACGCCCCGGAAGGACCUGCCGCCAUUGCUCCUAAAGCUCAGCGAGAGGCCUGCAGAAAGCCUAGAUUACUUGGGCGUCUCCUACGGCUUGACACCGAAAUUGCUUAAGUUCUGGAAACGCGCUGGAUUUGUUCCUGUGUAUCUGAGACAGACCCCGAAUGACCUGACGGGCGAGCACUCUUGUAUCAUGCUUAAGACUCUAAGCGAAGAGGAAGAUUCGGAGCAGGAGCCCUGGCUCCCAGCCUUUUGGAAAGAUUUCCGGAGGCGCUUCCUGUCCUUGCUGGCCUACCAGUUCAGCUCUUUCUCACCUGCCCUGGCUCUGAACAUCCUACAGAAUAAAAACAUUGGGGAGAAGUCCCAGGCGGAACUGAGCCGAGGAGAGCUGGAGGCCGCCUUCCUUCCUUACGACCUGAAGAGGCUGGAGAUGUAUUCCCGGAACAUGGUGGAUUAUCACCUGAUCAUGGACUUGAUCCCAGCCAUCUCCAGGAUGCACUUCCUGAACCAGCUAGGGCAGCUGCCCCUGUCGGUGGCGCAGUCGGCUCUGCUGCUGGGAGUCGGUCUCCAGCACAAGACUAUGGACCAGCUGGAAAAGGAGAUUGAGCUGCCCUGCAGCCAGCUGAUGGGGCUUUUCAACCGGAUCAUCCGCAAAGUGGUGCAGCUGUUCAACGUGAUCCAGGAGAAGGCCAUUGAGGAGCAGAUGGUGGCAGCGAAAGACGUGGUUAUGGAGCCCACCAUUAAAUCCCUGAACGAAGACCUGGAUGAAGCCGCGAAAGAAUUCCAGGAAAAACACCAGAAAGAUGUGGGGAAACUCAAGAACAUGGACCUCUCACAAUACAUCAUCCGAGGUGAUGAUGAAGAAUGGAAUGAGGUCCUGAACAAAGCCGGUCAGAACGCCUCCAUCGUCAGCUUGAAAAGCGACAAGAAGAGGAAACCUGAAGCUGAAAAGGAUCCGAAACAGAACAAGAAGUUGAAGAAGGGCCGAGAUAUGAAGAACAGGAAAGACGGCAAACAGAAAAGGAGGAAAUAGUUGUGACUGCCGCCUCGGGCAUUGGAAGACCCAAGAGCCCUUGGCCGGCCGGAAAGGGUGUUCACCAUCGCCUCGCCAGGACUUCGGCCUGUCCCCGAGUGCCGAGGCCAGAUCUGUUGUUCCGGAUGCCCUGAGUGUCUUCGCUGCCUGGCGCUUUCCCUUUCACAUCUGGACUUGCCAUAAAGUUCUCCCUCCCACCCACACCCCCUUCCACGUUUCUUUUCCAUUUGCUUCCUGACCCAAUUUUCCAGACUUGUUCUCAUGCACCCUGGAGAACCGGAGGGGCCAAAGUCAUGCACAGGACACAUCACAGCCAUCUUCAGAAGGCAGCCCCAGGGCUUUUCCUACAACGAGCUGAGGGAAGGGGAUGCCAGGAUAGGUGCCCACUCAGGUCUGGGAUUGUCUGCAUCCUUUGGCAGUCUUGAUCCCUGCCAGUGUUUCAGGACCAAAAGCCUGGAGCUGACAAUAGGCAGGAUCUUCAGACUGAUCCUGCUUCUAGCUGGUUGCCAUUCUGUUUUAGGCAGAGUUGCACAUUGAUGCUGGAAGCUGCCACCCUUAGGCAGCCCGGGGGAGGGGGAGGGGAGGUGAGGUUUUUUUUAACACUUUGAAUCGCAGGAGGACUAUUUGCUGGUUGGGUAUUAAAUACCUUGGUACAUAUAAGCUGUUCCAUGCCAAUUAUUGUCUGAGCGAUGAGUUGGAGAAGAGAUAGAAUGUGGCAACAGUGAAUAAGGGCCAGGAAGAAAGACCUAAUGCCUACCGGCAGUCAUCCUGUGGGCAGAUCAUUUCAGCACCCCCAGGAGAACCAUAAGCUACAGAUGAACUACUCAUGAGCCUUGGUGGAGAGAAUUUCACCGCUGGGAGUUCCAUUUAUACCAGUGAACUCCCAGGUCCAGACCAACAGAUGUUGAGAACACAGGAGAAAUCUGGUCACUUCUUGGUCCAUAGAUAUCUUCAGGGUUUAGAAAUGGCCUGAUGUGUAUGUCUUCAGUGGGUUAUGGGCAUAGGGGUUGGUGACUUGAUUACAGCGUCAGAGGCAGGCAGACAGGAGAGUUCGGAGGCAAAAUCUUGUUCCAGGUAAUAGCAUCUGAAAGACCGGGAAGGGAGGCUGUCGUGGAGUGGAACCCAGAAGCUAAUUAACUGCAUUGAAAGGAGCACUAGACCUGGGGCCCAGGAGGUCUGUCUAAAUUAGCAUGGGCCCUUAGGCAGGCCCCCAGCCCCACCAAAGCUCCGUGCCUCCCUCCAGUUCUUCGUUGGGAGAGGAGGGCUGAGUAACAUGAACAUUCCCUUCUGCUAUGAUUCAUCCUGCCCUCCCUCUGUCGCCCGCUGUUGCUGCCGUAUUUGUUUCGUGAUGCCUUUGUCAGUGACUACGACAUUCAGGCCGGUGCCCGUGGAUUUGGCUUACGUAGAGUUACCUCACCGGCAGCAGACCUUGUUGGAGGCUUCGUCCGUGCCUACGCUUAAUGAUUUUCCCCCAGUUGUCUCAGGGAGGAAUGUUAUUUUCAGAUCAAUGAAUCUUCAUAAGGAAAGUAUGAUUUCUAAGGCAACUACGUCACUUAUUUCAUGAAAUUCACCUUGGAUGAGUCACUUUGUGUCUUAACUGGCUCCUCAUUAGCAAAGUGGAAGCGCCAGCCCUCAAAUGGGCCAGGGAAAGUAACUGAGAGGACUGGGCUUCAAAUCCCAGCUCUGUUACGAGCCAUCCACAUGCCCUGGCCAUGGGCCUUCAUCUGUAAAAUGACUGCCAAGGGCCCUCUCCUCCCUCCCCCCAUCUAAAGUCCUGUGCUCUUGAACCAUUUAAAAUACUUUAAAACCGAGAACUUGAGAUGUAAUUGGUUCUCCUUGUAAUCCUAUGCAUUUAAAUUUAUCCAUUUAAAAGCAGUAUUCUGAAAAGGGGUCAGUCCUCAGACUGCCGGCUCAAGGACUCCACCACACAAAAAGAGGUUAAGGAUGCUUUAGAAACUGUAUCCAUAGAGAUGCCAUUUCCACAAUGUUCUCACUUAUUUCUCUUUGUGUUUUGAUCUGUGGAAUGAAUGUGGUCAUGUCAGAUACUGAAGUUUAUUUCCAUAGCUUGCUUUCAAUCUCUGGGAUUAUAAUAAACAUCCCUUUUCUAUGGGAUCUGAUGUACAAUUCAA